Anguilla rostrata (American eel) is the source of this 3420-nucleotide messenger RNA. It is a transcript of the gene haus7, whose product is annotated as HAUS augmin-like complex, subunit 7. Gene Ontology annotation, cellular component: HAUS complex. The transcript is spliced from 10 exons. Gene Ontology annotation, biological process: centrosome cycle; spindle assembly. Bases 83 to 1123 code for a protein of 346 amino acids. NCBI's taxonomy places the organism in Eukaryota, Metazoa, Chordata, Actinopteri, Anguilliformes, Anguillidae. Gene Ontology annotation, molecular function: microtubule minus-end binding. The record is from RefSeq and is a predicted model, not a curated record.
GUGGCGGUAUGCCCCUGUUCAAGUACUUCUAGCCGCAAUGAAUGACUGAAGAAGACCAACCGAACAUCACCAGUCGGAAAAGAUGGCGGGGACUUUGAAAGAGAAACUGUUGGCUGAACGCGUAUACAGUAAGCUACAGUGCCUGGGGUGCCCCCUGGUGGAAGGGCUGUUUUUGCAGGAAGCGGGCGGUAUGAUAGGCCUGCUGUGCACCCCCUCUUUGCACCGUACGGAUAUUCUCAAAUGGAUCUGUGGCAGCUGUUGUCCAUCGCUGAAGGAGAAGUUUUCCACUCUUAAAUCAACACAGACUGACACGCUGACUCAAGAGAUGGUGCGCUUCGGCCACGAGAUGAUGCUCUGUGGGCCUGAUGACCUGGAUCUCAUAAAGGGCUUGGCUCCGCCUCUGCGCCAGCUUCACUUCAUGGAGCAGCUGCUCGCCCUGGUCCCAGAAAAACAGGCUGACUGUGCAGAGCUGAGUGUUGGGGAGGUGCUGGUGAGGGGAGAGGAGUUUUUGGGGGAGCUGAUGUCCGUGCCCCACAUGGCCCAGCUCAACGCGCUCCUGAACCCCGACUGCAGCCCCUGGAGCGCUGACCUCAGGGAGAUGCUCCGCCGCAGAGCCCCCCCGGGGAAGACGGGUGAGAGGUCAGUGUGCUCAAAGCCCGAUGAAGACGCUGUGGCCCAGGCGAGCGCUCUGCUGCAGUCAACUCAGUGUGUGCUGGAGGAUCUGCGCAAAGAAUGUGUGUUCCUGCAGUCGGGGGGCGUGGCUCCCAGGCCCGGCCUCUCCCCCUGUGCUCUGCGAUUGGCCAUUUCAGACCUGUCUCAGCUGAUGUCAGCGUUCAGUCAGUCCUUCAACACGGAGUUAAAAGGCUACUGCCAGCGGGGGCCCCCGGCCCUCUCCCCCCACGCACAGAGCUUCCACAGCGUGCACCAGCUGCUGCUCACCUGCAGCCAGGAGCUGCAGGCUCUUCAGCAGCUGUCAGACACGUCCAGCGCUGUGUCAGCGACCGUCAAGCACAUGCAGACAGACAGGAAGUACUGGGGAGACGGACAGAAAUACACGCUGCCUGCCAGACUGGACGGGCUGAAGAAAAAAUACACAGAGUUCCUGUCCCUGCAUGCAGCGUGACGGGGGACCAGGCAGUGCUGCAGUGCAUUCUGGGACAGAGUCCACCUGCAGCCUGGAAUAUACCCCCACCACGUUACACUCUGGACGAGAGAAAGCACCCACUGCACCUGGACACAGAGAGAAUACACACACCGCGUCUUUAACACCCAGACUGUUGUAUCAGUUUUGAACAAAAACAAAAAGCCCCCAGCAUCUUAUCGCUGUGGGACCGAGUUCCACACAUUAGCUGAAGACGCAGCGGGACAAAGCACACUCAUCGCUCACGUCCUACUGCGAGAAGGUUUCCCCAUUAUGUUACUCAUGUAGUGCACUCCAAACUCAACGGUCUUCUGUAUGCCAGUAAUGGUCUGAUACUUUUGCAUUUUUGUUUCUGUACAAACCCCCUGAACCUGUAGUCCCAGCCCAUGAGGUGGUGACAUCACUAAUGCAGCGUAGGGUACGGGCUCUGUGUCUGAUGGGGAGUUUGAUUUGAAAUGCUUUCCUGUGCAGUGCUGAUGUUGGAUGAGCUGAUGUUGGAUGAGCUGGUGUUGGAUGAGCUGAUGUUGGAUGAGCUGACGUUGGAUGAGCUGACGUUGGAUGAGCUGACGUUGGAUGAGCUGGUGUUGGAUGAGCUGAUGUUGGAUGAGCUGGUGUUGGGUGAGCUGGUGUUGGAUGAGCUGAUGUUGGAUGAGCUGGUGUUGGAUGAGCUGAUGUUGGAUGUGCUGGUGUUGGUUGAGCUGAUGUUGGAUGAGCUGGUGUUGGGUGAGCUGGUGUUGGAUGAGCUGGUGUUGGGUGAGCUGGUGUUGGGUGAGCUGGUGUUGAGGCGGCCAUGGCGGUCUCCGCGUAUCCCCCCACGUCUCUGUCCUCCGCCUGAUUGGGCGACUCUGAUGCGUGCGCUUCUGCAGUGGCUGCGGGUCACCAGCGUGAGCCGCACGCUGUCGAACCGCUGGUGUGGGCCGCUGAGUCAUUCCCUCAUUUCAGUUUGCUUUUUAUUCUGGAAAGAAUUAUUUCACCUUAUUAUUUCAAACCUUCUGACCAUUUUUAUUAUAAUUGUUAUUUUUUGCGUAGUUGUGAUGAGGAUGUAUGUCUGUGUGCUCGUUACCGCUCGGUGUGGGAGACGGUUGAUUGGUCGCGCUGGAGGAAGCAGUUCGGGGAUCUGUGACGCUGUAAGGCUGGGGUCGGUGGAUGCAUCCGGCCGUAUGAAGGCAUUCUGACACCGGGGGGCGCUGUGCACCGCACUCAGGAGGUUUUUAGUUUCCCCGUCCUGUGUGCGCAGAGGGGAGAGAACGUGGGGCUGCACGCGGGGAAGAGGCUGGAGAACCUGAAAUUUGUUCAUGUCCCUUGUGCAUUUGUGUGUGUUUGUGGUGGUGUAAGUGUGUGUGUGUGUGUGUGUGUGUGUGUGUGUGAGUGAGGUGUAUUAGAUCAGAGGUAUGUCACCAGUCCCUGGUCUCAUUAGUCAGGUGAAAUUAAAUGUAAUUAAGGUGGAAAGAUUGCAGCUGGGUCUUUGUGAGGGGCGACAGUUAUUAAUAUCAGUCAGAAAUAAUGAAUCCCCUGUGCGUAAGAAUGAGUCCUCUGUGAUUCAUUCUCUCACGCCGAUGAUUCAUUCUUGUGCAUGAGCGAUUCAUUCCCACGCACGGGCGAUUCAUUCCCACGCACGGGCGAUUCAUUCCCACGCACGGGCGAUUCAUUCCCACGCACGGGCGAUUCAUUCUGGCACUCUGGGGAUUCAUUCCCACGCACGGGCGAUUCAUUCUGGCACUCUGGCGAUUCAUUCUCGCGCACAGGCGAUUCGUUCCCGCGCCCAGGCGAUUCAUCGGAUUCAAUCGGCUGCCCAUGAGAGUGACUCUGUGCCGCGAGACGGCUGUCCUGGUGCUGGAACGCUGUUGUGUGUGUCUGUGCACAUAGGGCAGUGCCGGUAACCGUGGUAACAUGACCCUGUGACUGAAAAAACCGUCAGUUAAAGGUGAUUCAUUUGUUUAUUUUUCUCAUACCGUGGCAACACGCUAGCCCAGCUGCUAUUUCCGCGCGACAUGCAACAGCGUAUGAAUAUGCGGGGUGCUGGCCUUCGUUAAGAGCGCGUUUACUCUGAUAUUCUGCUCCUCAAGUAGAAAUGCAGCGGCUCGGACGCUUAUUCGCGUCAGCUGUUCUUCUGACUGUUUACUUUUGUAGAUUUAUUAUUUUGGUUUUAUUAAUUACUUGUAUUGCAAUACUGCUGAUUAUAAUAGCAACUAAUCAGUGUAAUUAAAAAAAGUAAUACAUGUGUGCAACACUCUGUUGUGUUAAAAUCUUCUAAAUAAAAGCUGAACGGAGUAAAAUGG